Molecule: messenger RNA, 738 nt
Organism: Penicillium brevicompactum
Lineage: Eukaryota; Fungi; Ascomycota; Eurotiomycetes; Eurotiales; Aspergillaceae
Product: Aminoglycoside phosphotransferase
Exons: 2
Coding region: 1-738 (245 amino acids)
Source: RefSeq, a predicted model, not a curated record
AUGGAGCGCCGAAUAUCUCCAGCACUUUUGACCGAUGAAGCCCGCCUUAAGACAGUUGUCAAACUGUGUGGCCCAGAACGUCUCGCUGAGGCAGAGGCGUUGAAAUUCGUCCGUGCCAACACUUCUCUACCAGUUCCCGAGGUGUACGGUGCUUAUGUGGACGAAACCAUCAAUCGCGGUGUGAUGGUCAUGGAGUAUAUCGAGGGGGAUGUUCUUCGAGAUGUCAUUGAAGACAUGGACGCAGACCGGCGCCAAAAGAUUGUUUCACAAUUACAAGCUUACAUGUCCGAGCUUCGAUCCAUCAAAGGGGACUUCAUCGGCUCCGUCGAUGGAUCAGCCUGUGAAGACCCCGUCUUCUGUGCUGAGCUGGGAGGAUUCGGCCCCUACAAAAACGAAGAUGAAUUCAAUAAUGGGCUGAUCCGGGCAAUGGAGAUUCAAGGGAAGAAUUCCUGGCACACCCACAUAUCCAAGUUUCUUCGAGCAAUGCCUCCUCAUGAGAUAGUCCUCAGUCAUGGGGACUUCUCGCCACGCAAUAUCAUUGUCAAGGGGGACCGAGUUGUUGGAAUUGUGGACUGGGAGAUGGCAGGGUUCUAUCCCGAGUAUUGGGAAUAUGUUAAGGCGAUGUAUCAUCCAAACUGGCAAAGCCGCUGGAUCGAAGAUGGUCUUGUUGAUACCAUACUCAAGCCCUAUUACUUGGAGCAUGCUGCCAUGUUACAUAUGCAAGAGGCUGUCUGGUGA